AUGCUGGGAGAACUGCUCUUUCUUCUCAGGGGUCUCCAUGGGGUCCUUGCUUCCUCCAGCAUCAUGGGAGCGCUGGUGGUUUGGCUGAUGAACUAUAAGCCAGUCUUGUUUGGGUUCCUGUUCCUUCUGCUGUUGCUAAGCAACUGGCUGGUCAAGUAUGAACCCAAGCCCGCCCCCUCAGGGUGCCGGAAGGAGGCAGAGAAAGCAAAGACCCCGGAUGCCAGCCCCACCAACACCACCAUGAGCCCAAAGGAACUGGAGAGGUUGCAGGCCUGCUUUGCACUCCAGGACAAGCUCCUCGAACGGCUCCUGUGCAGCGAAAUGAAGCUGAAGGUCCUAGAAAACCAGAUGUUCGUCCUAUGGAAUAAAAUGAGCCGGCACAGACGCUCAGGCAGACACCGGCAAUUUCCCUCGAGGAGACACAGGAGGAGGAGGCACGGCUCGACGGUCUCCACCCUCUCCGACUGUACUUCCAUCUCCCUCGCCUAUUGA
Molecule: messenger RNA, 492 nt
Organism: Lepus europaeus (European hare)
Lineage: Eukaryota; Metazoa; Chordata; Mammalia; Lagomorpha; Leporidae
Gene: TEX46
Product: testis expressed 46
Exons: 2
Coding region: 1-492 (163 amino acids)
Source: RefSeq, a predicted model, not a curated record